CGCCGAAGCGGGUAGAGCUUGCCAAAUGCAUGAGACUCUGAGAACGAAACUCGCAGCCAGGCUGCCAGCACUCCAGCUUUGACUUCAGCCUCCCAAAUCCCCUUUCACACUUGCCUUCACCUACCACCCCCACAAAAAUCAUUACUCUCUCCAACACAAAACAUUAAAAAAAGAAAAAGACUCUUACAAUGUAGUCAAAAAGGGCCGUGUUAACCGUGGCUUCAACUCACGAUUUCAGUUCAUACGCAAAAAAUAUGGUGUGUACCAAACAGAAUUUACCAUUUGAUUAGCAUCCGUUGAAGACAUCGCUAUUUUGAGUAUUGACCAGUCAUCCUCCAACUCCAAUUCUUUUAUUCAUUUAAUUAAUAAACCAAACAACGACAACAAAGACUUGUUCAUUUCUCUUGGUCUUACUUCUUACCUGUAUUUAUUACCUAUAUGAAAAGAGAGGAAAAAAAAAAAAAAACUAUUAGUCCGUGAUUUUGAGGAGCGGUUUUUGCUUUGAAUGAUCAAAGAAGAAGAAUGAGCAGUAGCAAGAAUAAGAAGAUGGAAGAGCAGAAGGCGGCGGUGAAGGCGGCGAUUGAGUCGGUUGGGUUGGGCUACGAUUUGGCGGAGGAUUUGAAACUCAAGUACUGUAAGAGGAGCUCGAGGUUGAUCGUGAUUGACGACGAUCAGGUUCGUGACUUGGUGGUCCCGGCUGGAAUUGCAGUUCGAAAUGUUCCUAAGUCCAUAAAGUGUGAUAAAGGCGAGCGUCUUAGGUUUGCUUCUGAUGUUCUCUCUUUUCAACAGAUGUCUGAGCAGUUUAACCAGGAACUAUCUCUUUCUGGUAAAAUUCCGUCGGGUCACUUCAAUGCUGCAUUUGAAUUCACUGGAGGCUGGCAGAAAGAUGCUGCCAACACUAAAUCCCUUGCAUUUGAUGGUGUAUCCGUCACACUCUACAACAUUGCACUAGAAAAAUCACAUGUGGUAUUGCAUGAUCAUGUUAAACAAGCUGUCCCAUCAUCAUGGGAUCCUGCUGCAUUGGCAAGGUUUGUUGAGAAGUAUGGUACACAUGUCAUAGUUGGUGUGAAGAUUGGGGGAAAGGAUUUAAUAUAUGCAAAGCAACAGCAUUCAUCAAGUCUCCAACCUGCUGAUGUACAGAAAAAGUUAAAAGAUAUGGCAGACAAAAUGUUUGUAGAUGGGACUGGACAGUACAACGUGUAUUCAAAUGAGAGGCCAAAGCUUACGCAGGGUCUUCCCUUCAUGGACACAAUUCAAUCAGGUUCUUACUACUAUACUGAGAUGCAGGAUAUUAAAUUCGCUUGCAAGAGGAAAGGGGGAAGCUUGAAUAAAACUCUAUCCCACAAUGACUGGUGUCAGACAGUUCAGUUUGAACCUGAUGUGAUCUCAAUGUCAUUUGUCCCAAUCACGUCAUUGUUGAAUGGAAUAAAUGGUAGCGGCUUUUUGAGCCAUGCCAUUAAUCUGUACCUCCGUUAUAAACCACCAAUUCAGGAACUUCAUCAGUUUUUGGAGUUUCAACUUCCAAGGCAAUGGGCACCAGUACUUGGUGACAUUCCCCUUGGUCCAGAUAGGAAGCAGAGUACUGCAUCAUUACAGUUCAGCUUCAUGGGUCCUAAGCUCUAUGUUAACACAACUCCAGUUGAUGCGGGUAAGAAGCCAGUGACUGGACUUCGACUCUAUUUGGAAGGGAAACGAAGCAACUGCCUAGGGAUCCACUUGCAGCACCUUUCCUCACAGCCAAAAACCUUUCAACUCCUGGAUGAACCUAAUGGCAAGGCCUCUUAUCUCUCAUCUGAUCGCAGGUACUAUGAGAAGGUUCAGUGGAAGAGCUUUUCUCAUGUCUGCACAGCCCCUGUCGAGUCUGAUGAUGAUCUCUCUGUUGUCACUGGGGCAUACUUUGAAGUAGGAGACUCUGGAUUGAAGAAAGUUUUAUUCUUACGGCUUAAUUUCUCUAAAGUCAUUGGUGCCAUUGCUGUGAAAGCUCCUGAAUGGGAUGGUUCCCCUGGCUUGGCACAAAAAUCUGGAAUAAUCUCAACACUGAUCAGCACUCGUUUCUCAAAUGCUCAAAAACCGCCUCCUCGGCCUGCUGAUGUGAACAUAAACUCUGCUGUCUAUCCGGGGGGCCCUCCAGUGCCAACCCAGACACCUAAGCUUCUAAGGUUUGUUGACACAACAGAGAUGACAAGAGGACCACAGGACUCACCUGGGUACUGGGUUGUGUCUGGUGCAAAGCUUUCAGUUGAUAAGGGUAAAAUCUCUGUAAGAGUCAAGUAUUCUCUCUUGACUGUGAUUUCACCCGAUGAAGACGUCCCAGGGGAAUUCUAAGCAUGGUUCAAUUUUUUUCUGAAAAAGGAGGAUUGUUAGGGAACAAGAAAUACCUUACAUUUUAGAAAGGAAAGGGCUGUAAUUGGUUAGGUUCUCAUGCAGGGUAGGGUUUGUGCUGGAAGAUUUUAUGAGCUGGUUGGUUGUAUAUAAAAUUUCUUUAUUCAAUUUGUGUAAAUUUUGCUUUA
This is a messenger RNA of Quercus lobata, 2510 nucleotides long. RefSeq names its product MACPF domain-containing protein At4g24290-like. The record is from RefSeq and is a predicted model, not a curated record. The transcript is spliced from 7 exons. Bases 523 to 2325 code for a protein of 600 amino acids. Gene Ontology annotation, biological process: regulation of salicylic acid mediated signaling pathway; plant-type hypersensitive response. NCBI's taxonomy places the organism in Eukaryota, Viridiplantae, Streptophyta, Magnoliopsida, Fagales, Fagaceae. Gene Ontology annotation, cellular component: plasma membrane.